This is a messenger RNA of Besnoitia besnoiti, 942 nucleotides long. Its product is annotated as Cof family hydrolase subfamily protein. The record is from RefSeq and is a predicted model, not a curated record. Gene Ontology annotation, cellular component: cytosol. The coding region runs from base 1 to 942 and encodes 313 amino acids. NCBI's taxonomy places the organism in Eukaryota, Apicomplexa, Conoidasida, Eucoccidiorida, Sarcocystidae. The transcript has a single exon. Gene Ontology annotation, molecular function: phosphatase activity; magnesium ion binding.
AUGAAGGCGCUACUCAAGUGGUGCAUUCAGGACUGUCUGGUGGGGUAUGAAGAGGAAGCCUACCCUGUGCCCUUUUCGUGGGAAAGGUUACGGCGGCAUGCUCCAGUUCGGUUGCUGCUAACGGACAUGGAUGGGACGUUCCUAGACUCGUCCCACAAAGCCUCUGCCUCGAAUGUUGCUGCGUUUGCGAGCCUAAGAAGCCAUGGAAUUAUUCCCGUCGUGGCCACGGGACGCCCAAGGCAUAGUGUCAUAGCUGGCGUGGGGCGUGCCGUCUAUGAGCGCAUGGUUCCCAACGGCAAGGGGCCAGGCAUUUUCAUGAACGGAAGCGUUGUCUAUGGUCUUAGUGGAGAGCUGCUGUUUGAAAGGCACAUCGAGCUGAAUGACCUAGAGCAAGUCUUCAAGGUGCUGGACCAGAUUGGCUGGAGAGACCGCGUGUGUGGAUACAACGAGCAGGGUGUCUACUGCGAAGAUGAGAAUGAUUUCAACUUUAGGCUCCACACUGAAUACGGGGAGCCUAGACCCCUAGUUGUCGACAAAGGUCAACUAAGAACCAUGAACUUCAGCAAGUUAAUCAUAAAUGGAACGGACGAGACGAUCGAUAAACUCCGGACGGCGCUGGAACCUCAACUGGGCAGGGGGGUGAGGUGUGUUCGUCCCCUGACUUGGAACCUCGAAGUCAUCCCGGCCGAUAUAUCAAAAGCUACUGGCAUGCAGGUUCUCCUUGACCAUCUGGGAUUGACAAAAGCCAACGUCGCCGCUAUGGGAGACAGUGAAAACGACGUCGAGAUGCUCAGGAAAGCUGCGGUCCCCAUCGUCGUUGAGAACGGUACGGAUGCUGCAAAGAGGGCAGCCCUGUAUCAGACAGUGUCAAAUGAUCAGAAUGCCUUCGCGCAUGUUGCUACCGAACUCCUAAUACAUCAAGCUCAUUCCACGACUAAGUGA